Molecule: messenger RNA, 7170 nt
Organism: Porites evermanni
Lineage: Eukaryota; Metazoa; Cnidaria; Anthozoa; Scleractinia; Poritidae
Source: the annotation of a GenBank genome assembly
CUCCUGUCAAGGCUUACUCUACUUCCAGACUUACAGGCCUUCUGCACGUGCAGCACACCUUUUGGUAAAUUUCUAAGCUUUUCAGGGUUGCCACUGCACAAUAACGACCGUGAAAUUUCCUGUGCCGGUGGUUACUCUCGUGAAUCAAGAGUGAUAGGUUUCAUCGGAGAUCAUUACUGGCAGGAGUCAAAAAGUGUUGCCUUUUUAGACCACAUUAUAAUGAAAAUAGCGCCCAUAGCGCCAGUACAAAUAAAGUAUUGUUUGUUUGCCAAAAAUUGUACAAAUGAAAAAAAUAAAUCUAAUUACUUAAACUCUCAUGGCGAGGAAGCCCAAGAGAAGCCACCGGGCUUAUAACAAUGUUUAUCCCCGCAAAGUUUGCCCAGUACGAGUAAGAUGCUAGUUGAAAACUCCAUUGCUCUUGUACCCUUUACUCAUCCUUUAUUCUUACAUCAGGGUUCCCAUGUCAUUAAAGGCGAUUGGGGAUCUCGUUGUUUCCUGAUCGCUGCAAAUUUUACCACCUUAAAAUAUUGAUUGUUUAUAUUUUCCUAUACAUGUUCAUGUUACACGAGACAUUUAACUUUUGAACAGGUUCUGGGGUAUUCAGUGCGGUUUCCAGCUAAACAAAGAAAAUUCCCCAAAAGAGGAAUCAGUCUGGUCCUUUUUGCGUUUUUGACGAUUUUUUUUGUUUGCGGUUUUGCGAUAAUAGGCUACAUUGCUCACCUUCGAUCCCCUUCCAAAAAAAAACGAAGUAAGAAGAAGAAGACCGCCUGGUGGUCCAGGCCUGAUCGCUCUCAAACUCACUUUUUAUAUCUAAACUGUUUCAAUUUCCUUUUUCUUCUCAAUACUGUAAAACAGGCAAUUUCGUACAGAAGUCCUAGAAUUAUUCCUUCAAAUAGCGUUCACUAACUGAAAAAGGCUAAUGGUGUCGAGUUAAUCAUCCACCCCCUCUCUUGUGCAUUGUCAUUUGAUUGGACGAAUUACAGCAAUAAUAAACAAUGCACAAUCGUCACAGCCUCUCAAACUGUCUCCAGGCAAGGAUAAGUGCCUUCUCCGACUAUCAACAAUACUCUCGCGGAGCGGAGAUAUUGAGUUGUCCGAGAAGUGAGCAACGGUUUCUUGUUGGAAAUUUGAAGUCAUAUCAUCGGCGAUGACUUCUCUACGAGACCGCACGGAGAGUAACAUCAAAUACGAGCCGGCAAGUAUGUGAAGAGUUUUGAUUUGCCUUCCAUAGCUUAUGCAUGGGGACUGCAGUGAGUAUUUAGGGAUUAUUAAGGGAUCGUCCCCCUGCUUCGCUCAAGGGAGGCUGUCAUUAAUUCUUUGAUUUCCACUUGCAACUAGAAUACCUUACCUCAAACCAUGUAUAAGGAGGUAUUUCUUGCCAGAUUUUGGAGAUGGAUAGGAGAAUAUUUACACGGCAGAUGAUUUAAUACCGUCACAAAUUAAAUAAGCAAUCUGGGCGCGUCUAACGUAUAUGCGUAAGCCGCUUCUGAUCGGUCAACAAAGAGGAUAUUUCUACCGGCGCAACUACCAGAUCGCUAUUGGUUUUCUAAUGGAGACCGUACAGCGACAAUGUACAACUACAGUUUUUCCGCCGUAACACAGGAACCGUGUGCCAGUUACUUUAUUCUUUCAGCUUUAUUUGUAAUAACCAAUGGAGUUUAUGAAUCUUACCCUAAUAUUUAAAAAAAUACAAAUACAAGAGCAAGCUAAAAAGAUAUGACAGGUUGAAAAACAGAUCACAUGACAUCCAUUGAAUAGGUUCUUCGACUUGUUUGUUUUCACUAAAUACAGNAGUUUUGAUUUGCCUUCCAUAGCUUAUGCAUGGGGACUGCAGUGAGUAUUUAGGGAUCGUUAAGGGAUCGUCCCCCUGCUUCGCUCAAGGGAGGCUGUCAUUAAUUCUUUGAUUUCCACUUGCAACUAGAAUACCUUACCUCAAACCAUGUAUAAGGAGGUAUUUCUUGCCAGAUUUUGGAGAUGGAUAGGAGAAUAUUUACACGGCAGAUGAUUUAAUACCGUCACAAAUUAAAUAAGCAAUCUGGGCGCGUCUAACGUAUAUGCGUAAGCCGCUUCUGAUCGGUCAACAAAGAGGAUAUUUCUACCGGCGCAACUACCAGAUCGCUAUUGGUUUUCUAAUGGAGACCGUACAGCGACAAUGUACAACUACAGUUUUUCCGCCGUAACACAGGAACCGUGUGCCAGUUACUUUAUUCUUUCAGCUUUAUUUGUAAUAACCAAUGGAGUUUAUGAAUCUUACCCUAAUAUUUAAAAAAAUACAAAUACAAGAGCAAGCUAAAAAGAUAUGACAGGUUGAAAAACAGAUCACAUGACAUCCAUUGAAUAGGUUCUUCGACUUGUUUGUUUUCACUAAAUACAGCUAGUCUCCAGCUAAAUUUACGUCCAAAAAUCUUAUCAGUCGAUUCCAUAGCAAUUGCGCGCUGGUGGAAAACCAUUUUAUAGGAUAUCAUGUCAGUAGUGUUUUAAGCUGACCGUCGUUGAUUCAUUACAUAUCACAGAUCCCUUUUCGAUCCUUGUUUGCAAAGCAACCUUGAAAUGACAAUAAUCCGGCCAGGUGUUUGCUUUUUGUCUAGUUUCAAACAUGAGCUCUUUCUUAAUUGUCGUAAUUUUGCGUGGCUUUUUUUUUAUCCCUUAUCUGUUUAAAAGUCAAUCCUAUAAAAAAAAAAUCGCCCUUAUUUCCGUUCCCGGUACCGGGUUGUACAACUAGCGUUACUACUGUUCUUCUCCGCCGAAAAGCCGAGAUAAUCUGGUGAAUAUCAAAAGUUGUAAACAAGUUAGGUUUCAAAGCAAUUUCUCGCCUUUCCUAUGUACAUUUUCAGUACAUUAGUCAGGCUUAGUGUACCUUUUACCCGGGGGGGGGGGGUACUCCUAUAUAUGGGCUAUAUAGGUACGUGCGGCGAAAUAGGGUAUGGUUUUUGAGGUUCUCGGCCCUUAAAUAGGGUAUCUUUUUUUACCCUUUUGUUUCUGUGUCCCUGGUGUGGUCCUUAGAUAGGGUAGCUUAAUUGUAUUAUCUAAUACUGGAGUGUGAAAACGCCCGCCUAAACGAACGGUUUUUUAAAAAAUUGAUUUAAGUAUUAACAAAAUGAUUUUGCAACAAAGGUUCAGAAUAGCCGUUAAGCGGGUAAAUACGCGUAUAGCCUGCGUAGCUGGCGGUAUUGUGUGGGUGACUAUAUUACAACGGCUCCGCCGCCAAAUCUCACUCGACUACUACACAAUACCGCCAGCUACGCAGGCUAAUACGCGUAACGCCUCUUCAAGCCACAUGUUUGUGUUUUCCUUGAAUAGGGUGUCAUUUUUCGGCUUUGGGCCUUAAAAAGGGUAUCAGUUUUCGCUUUCUUAGUUAGGGUUAGGGUUCACGAACCUUCGCGGCACACCCCUAUCCAAAAUUCGCGGGAGUACCCCCCCGGGACCUUUUACCAGUCCUCCUUUACUUAAAAAAUCCGCCUAGUUAUCUCAGCCAGAGCGAUUGCAAACCUCGAUGUCAAAUCAGGCGCUCUAUUCUUAAAAAUCCCGUACUUUCGUGGCCCCAUAUCUCCAUCAAAAGCUAGCGAUGAUUUCUUCCUGAACUCCUUUCGGUCUAAAUCUAAAUGAAAUGAAAAAAUGACAUUUUGCUUGAAAUCUGCAUGUUUUUAAUCAUGGCAGUCACAUAUUAAAUGAAUUCUUUCCUGUUUUUCCAAAAAGAAAGCAAAAAAAUAUUACGAAGCACUUUUUUUCUCUUUCAGCUGAAGAAGACGAGGAACAAACAGGAAACUGUUGCUCAAACACUAAGGUUCUCUAUUUUACACCUUUUGUCCUUGUUUCACACCCAUGUAUUAACAGAAAUGUUAUCUUUUUUUCAGCAUUGGUUCCAAAAAUUUCCCAAAGCAACAUGGCCAAUUCUGUUGACAGAAUUUGGAGAACGCUUCUCUUAUUAUGGCAUCAAGAGUGAGUAACCCAAUAUUACUUUCUCUUCGUAAGCUUCAUGAUUCAGUUUACAUUAUACACAACGGGAAGUAAACUUAAUAGUCUACGAGUAGUCCCUUACUUCAGGGACGCUGGAGUGGGGUGGGGCCGGGGGGGAGCUUAGCACACCUCCCCCUUAAUUUUCCUGAAAAUAUAAAGACUUUUUUAGAGAAAGGUUUCCUCUGCCUACCCAUUUUAAGUCCCUUAUCGACCUCUCAGCGUUUCUGGUCCUUUUCUCUAUUCCCCAAUUCGGACAAGGGUGCUGCGCCCAAAUAAGUUAAGUGUCUAUUUACUCUUUAAUCUGGUUGGCUUGGUUUAUCCUGCCAAGAGACGGUUAGCUAUUGCCUACAUCACAACCUGCAAGUCAGUCAAAAGCCCGGACCAGGAGAGGGUGGAAACCUCCUGGGACGAAUGUAUUAUAGUUUAGUAGUUUUGAGGAUGAAUAUCGGAUUAGCCAUAUAAACAUAUAAUGGACAAGUAUAUUUGUCUGCGAAUUAAAUGGCAUAUUUCUUUGGUAGCUGUGUUGGUGCUGUAUUUAACAAAAGACCUGAUGUUCAACAAGCCUGAAGGAAAGAGCAUAUAUCACGCGUUUAGUAUGACAAGUUACUUUACAGGAGUGAUUGGAGCAAUGGUUGCUGACAGCUGGCUUGGAAAGUACAAGUGAGUACAACUGCAGAGCAAUUAUAGGAAUCUAAGAUAACGUACAGCAGUUCUUUCUUGGUUGGUAUAUAUAAAUUGGAUGACCUAGUGUUUGCACUUCGGACAGUGAUACUCUAAGAUUUUUUUUAAACGUCGAUUUAUUGUAACCUUUAGUCAAUUCCCAGAAGUGCACAAAAGUAAGGAACAGUUCCAGAUUCUCAUUACACAAUGAUUAAUACAAUAGUAUCAAAACGAGCCCCGCACUACUCCCCCGGGGCGGACCCGAGAGAGAAGCGGAAAUCGAGUCUAUUAAUAGAGAGGUUAAACAUAGCGUUAAUUACGUCAAACGACAAACGCGAAUUUGUACCACGUGACCAAGUUUCCCCUUUACUUGUCGUUUACUGUUCAUUAUUUCUACACGUAAAUUAAUACUUUCGCGCAAUUUUUUAUCCAUAAGAAUUGUUUUGAGCUGUUUUCAUCUGCUCACUGUUCUAUUUUGAGAAAUUUGACGUUUACCGUUUGCCGUAUACGUGCGGCUUCACGAGCUUGGUAAUCGAUAGUCAAAAGUUAUGAAUUUCAUCACCUUCUCCACUGAUCACUAUAUGAGUGGCCGUUCUUCCAACUGCCGGACCAGGAAGGCGAUUGCACUUGCGAGAUCCAAUUUUAUUGUAUUAAUAAAUAGCCACUAAGAAAGUGAGCGACCUUCCAUGCAUGCUUACAUAAAGUGGAAAUAAGUGGCACGCCCAUAGAAAGUGCGGUGGAACACUCGAUCGUGAUCUUCCAUAAACACAUUUGUCUCCUCGCGCCUCUUUCGCUGAAAAUGGCCGACUCCUAACAGGCGUAGCUUUCCCCUACUUAAAACAUAAUAUAACUUGCUACGUUCGUCUAAUUAGCUUUUUCUUUCUUUUUUAAUGUUAGAACUAUUGCCUAUACCCUGUUUCUUUAUUCCGUGUCGGAAAUCCUCCUGACUCUAACUAGUGUUGACUCCAUUGGUCAGCGAAAUCCGUAAGUAUUUCUUCAGUACUCAAACAACAACAACUUUAGCUUGCGAGCAAGCUCUCCUAUUUUGGCCGGCGAAGUGAGCCUCACUCGCCCAAAUAGGAGAGCUUGCUCGCAGGCUACAACAACUUUAAUUGUACCCGACAGAAUACAAUAAUGUCUUAUGAUAAACAAAAUAAAUUAAUAAAAAUUUAAAGGAGCACCGGAAUUUUUUUCUUUUUCCCUGCUAAGUGAAUCGUCAUUCGUUUCUUCAUUUACUCGUCCAUUUUCUCUUUGUUAGGCAUGGUCAUCCUUCCUUUAGUUAAAAGAGAGCUUUAGAUUUGAGGACGAGGACGACUGAAAGUACGAGAUUUAACUGACUUUUUAUUUGGCGUAUUCUCGAAAAAUAUUCAACCCGGAAAACUUCAUUGUACUAUUUUUCACCGGAAAAAUAAGUGCGGUUAUUUUUUAGUCCUUUCCAGGUCGCCAAAAAAGAAAAAAAACUUCUAAAAUUUGAUAACUUGUUCCCGCCACUAAGACAAUCUCGCUAAAACUCGUAGUAGAAUGACGAGGGCUAUCACGUUUUCCCGGCAAAAUGACCUUGGUUCACGCGUGAGCAAUACUCAGUAUUGAGAAAAUCUCGUGCUCGUAGUCGUUCUCGUCUCAGAAUCUAAAGCUCUCUAAAAGCAGGGGGCAGCGUGACUAAGCCUGGCGAACUAGACUAAGGCAUCGGUUUCGGUGUUUCGUAAGGUAGUCCCCGAGUUCAACUCCUUGGCCAUGUUUGUAAAAAGCUAACUAGUUUGCCCCUUGUCAGUUCGGGAACCAUGUCAUUUUUCGUUAAGAUUAAUCGUUUGUGAUUAUUGAGUAGAACGCCUGUAAACAAGCUGCAAUCAAAGUUAAGUGCACCAGUUCCAUGAUAAACAAAGUUUUUCCUUCCUCUUCCUUUUCUUCUUUCCUACUAUUCAACUUCCCUUUCGGCAUUCAUUCAUUCACUCAGUGUAGAUAUGAAGGUACCCAAGUUUCUUUGUAAUUGCGACAACAUUUUUUCAUUUGAAUUAUCCUUAAGGAUAGGGCCUCUGAUAUCCUUGUUUGCCAUGGCCAUUGCAUGCGGUAACAUCAAGCCUUGCCUCGCUGCCUUUGGUGGUGAUCAGUUCCGCAAAGAUCAGGUUAGUCCAAGAUAACAGAUUAAGCUGACUUUUCGUUGAGCUUGAAGAGAGGACAAAAGGAACAGGUUUUAAAUUCUGAAGUUAAAGACUGUCUUUGUAGGUCUCUUCUGGCAGACGCUAAUUGGAUAAUCACAAGCAAAGAUAUCUAAAUAUGCAUCUGUAGGGUUGCGAGGGCGGAUUCUCUAUUUUACUAAAACUUGCAAGUUCUUUAGACCGCCGUGUUCCGCGUAUCUUUCUCGCAAACUGUGAAUAUAUCAGGUCAGUUAUGCUUACAUUAGCAUCUCAGGAAAAGAGUGUAUUCGGUCGAAGCUCUAACUCGCCUCUCUUUCAACAGGAACACUUGUUAGAGCUGUUUUUCGCCAUGUUCUAUGCGUCAGUGAACGUUGGAGCAGUACUCUGCAUGUGGUUUAUUCCUAUGGUUAGAAGUGAG